Molecule: messenger RNA, 1110 nt
Organism: Kockovaella imperatae
Lineage: Eukaryota; Fungi; Basidiomycota; Tremellomycetes; Tremellales; Cuniculitremaceae
Exons: 1
Coding region: 128-838 (236 amino acids)
Source: RefSeq, a predicted model, not a curated record
UCGAGCGGAUCACUGGCUUCUGUGUUCAAUACAACUCAUCGUCGCAACACACAGAGGGCCUUCGUCGUGCAGAGCCUCUUCACAGGGCCACCUGAGGUAGUGAGCAACCCCUUACUAGUCUUCCGGGAUGUCUGUGGCGACCGCUGCUCCUGGUCCUCGUAUUGGCCCGAUCGAUCCUCACACUCAGCGAUUCAUGCUCUCUCUCCCACCUCUCAUGCAUUCCAUCUCGCCAACGCUGGCAGCCGUGCACUUGGCUAGAGCGAGGCUAUGGCUAUCGAUCUCAACUGCUGGCCAGUUGUCCGAAGGCUGGUGUCAUUCUUGUGGAGGUUUGAGGCAAGGCUACGGAGGGACAUCAAAGAAGCGGAGGAAGCAUGAUCAGAUCGUUCCCGUUGGUCAUGGUGUCGAAGCAGAAUUGAGCACAACUGGCAAGCGGAAGACACCCAACUGUAUGAUCUGUGGAGCUCCUUUCAGACGUGCACAACCCAAUCUUGCGAGUCAAAGACGAUUUCCAUCAGCUCGUAUAGCUCGACGAAAACAAGCUCUGGACGCAGCCAACAUUGCUUCGCAGUCUGGUCCCUCCAUGCCACUACCUCGCGUCAUGCCGUUCAAACCUAAGCCAUCAUCCUCACCUCCACCUCAUCUUCUCGCCCAACCUACCACGUCGCACAUACUGUUUGAUCCGCCCACUCCUCCGACAUAUCCUCAACCACCUCGACUCGUCCCUCUGGAGCAGAAGCCUGGGAAGAGGAAGAAGAGGUCGGGCUUGGCAAAGCUAUUGGCGGAGAACAAGGAGAGGAACGAAAGUAAUCAGUCUGGAGGGUCUUGGGGUCUUGGGUAAGGUAUGGUAGGGCAAGUUGUAGAUAUCGGUCACUUUCACUUAAUGUUGUAAGCAUUCAUUCAUAUUGUUUUCGGGGAAAUCAAGUUUGACGGCCAGUCCCAUCGAGCUCUGGUGGCUGGCUCAGGGGCUCGUAUGGUCUCACUACACGUGAGGUUGCAUUUACCUAUCAGGUCAGACGCCUGACAGGGCAGUCGUGUAGCACAGAUUGCUGCAUUCUCGAGUCUGCCACAAAGUGGCAUUUACCGUCCUCCGACUGCUGAAACACGAGGCCU